Messenger RNA from Labrus bergylta (ballan wrasse), 5125 nucleotides. Lineage: Eukaryota; Metazoa; Chordata; Actinopteri; Labriformes; Labridae. The record is from RefSeq and is a predicted model, not a curated record.
GACAGACACUGAAGAGCAGCAUGGAGACUUCCGCUCCAACAGCCACUGAGAAGAAGGAGUGUAAGAGUUCAGGUCUGGACGGAAGCAGCUUCUCAGAACUCCCAAAGAAGCCAUCGCCAACCACUCUGACCAGAGGCGGCCACCACCUCUUCCCCACCUUUCACACACCCAUCCCAAUCGACAUGAGGCACCACGAGGGGCGGUACCAUUAUGAGCCACACCCACUCCACACCAUGCAUGGACCUCCAGGACUAACAGGCAGCCCAGUCAUCUCAGAUAUUUCUCUGAUCCGUCUAUCACCCCACGGAGCGCCUGGGUCGGGUGAAUCUCCGUUCAGCCCUCCACAUCCAUACGUCAGCCCCCACAUGGAGCACUACCUCCGCUCGGUCCACAGCAGUCCCACCCUCUCUAUGAUCUCAGCGGCCCGAGGACUGAGCCCUGCUGAAGUGACGCACGAGCACCUGAAGGAGCGUGCCCUGUUCAGCCUUCCCCCUCCACCACCUGGAGCCAACCCCACAGAGUACUACCACCUGAUGGCCAGUGCCAGCCAGAGAAGCCACUACGGCGACCUGCUGAUGCAGAGCGGAGCAGCGGCGGCAGCAGCGGCGGCUGCUGCAGCUCAUCUACCAGAUUACAUCAGUCCUGUGGACGUAUCACGUUUCUCUAGCCCGCGUCUGACACCCCGCCUGAGCAGAAAGAGGGCGCUGUCGAUCUCCCCGCUGUCAGAUGCCAGCAUCGACCUGCAGACCAUGAUCCGCACCUCGCCCAACUCCCUGGUGGCCUACAUCAACAACUCCCGCUCCAGCUCAGCGGCCAGCAGCUCUUAUGGGCACCUUUCAGUCGGAGGCAUCAGCCCAUCCUUCAGCUUCCCUCAUCCCAUCAACCCUGUCGCCUACCAGCAGCUGUUGUCCCAGCAGAGGGGUCUCAACGCCUUUGGCCACACACCACCUCUCAUUCAGCCAUCACCGUCUUCCUACUCUGCUCGCCAACACCAUCUCACGGUCUCGCCGAUGUCCACCUCCCACAACAGCUCCAACUCUGAGGCAAACCAGAAUGCCAGUGGAGACCCAGCAGUCAGCAGCACAGUCAACCCAUUGAUCACCAAGAGGUCAAAGGUUAAAACAGAAGCAGAAGGUCCGCUUCCCAUUUCACCGUCGUCUCAGGACCUGGGUGGGGGUAUCUUGGACCUGAGUGAAGAUCUGGAUAAAGAUGAGUGUAAACAGGAGCCUGAGGCCAUAUAUGAGACCAACUGCCACUGGGAGGGCUGCUGCAAGGAGUAUGACACCCAGGACCAACUUGUACAUCACAUCAACAACGACCACAUCCACGGCGAGAAGAAAGAGUUUGUGUGCCGCUGGGACGAGUGUUCCCGGGAGCAGAAGCCCUUCAAGGCUCAGUACAUGCUGGUGGUCCACAUGAGGCGGCACACAGGCGAGAAGCCACACAAAUGCACGUUUGAGGGCUGCGCCAAAGCUUACUCUCGUCUGGAGAACCUUAAGACCCACCUCCGGUCCCACACAGGGGAGAAGCCGUAUGUGUGUGAACACGAAGGCUGCAACAAGGCCUUCUCCAACGCCUCAGAUCGGGCCAAGCACCAGAACCGCACACACUCGAAUGAGAAGCCGUAUGUGUGUAAGAUCCCGGGCUGUACCAAGCGCUACACUGACCCCAGCUCUCUAAGGAAGCACGUGAAGACGGUCCACGGACCUGAGGCCCACGUCACCAAGAAACAACGAAACGACGCUCCUCCGAGACAGCAGCCACCCAAAGGCAACGGAGAGAAUGACACAAACUCCAAACUUGGUUCAAGAGGCCUGGACGGCAAGAUAGAGGCCAACAGCACCUCUAUAGGAGUGGAGGACUGCCUACAAGUGAAAUCUAUCAAAACUGAGAACUCAAUGACAUAUCAGUCGAGUCCUGGCGGUCACUCUUCCUGUAGCAGUGAGCCGUCACCUCUCAGCAGUGCCAACAACAACGACAGCGGGGUAGAGAUGGCGAUGCACAGCGGGGGCAGCUUCGGGGACCUCAGUGCACAGGAUGAAUGUCACAUGGUUGACUCCACUGUUCCCGUUGGGGGACAGCACACUGGCGUGGGGCUACAGAUGAGGAAAGCCAUGGGUCAUGGUGGCGCUGUCACCAUCAAGCUGGAGAACAUCAAGAAGGAAAGGCUGAAGACAGUCAGGGAGUCCUGUCCCUGGGUCAACUCUGCACCACAGCCACCACAGGGCCAACGCAACAGUAUGAAGCUGCCUCCCAUACCUGCAGUCGGUUCCCUGCUGGAAAGCUCCAACGUGAUGAGUAAUUCAAGCAAUUUGUACCCUGGCCAGCGCAUUGGCGACCUGUCUUCAUGUGAAGUUACACUGCUGAACCAGCUAAAUGAGCGCCGGGACAGCACCACCAGCACCAUUAGCUCAGCCUACAACUUGAGUCGACGCUCAUCCGGUAUUUCACCGUGCUACUCCAGCCGUCGUUCCAGUGAGGCGUCCCAGUUUGGUGGCAACCGCCACAACAAUAUCAGUUCAGCUGACUCCUAUGACCCAAUCUCCACAGAUCUGUCUCGCCGCUCCAGUGAGGCCAGUCAUUGUGGAGGUGGUGGUGUCAGUGGUGGAGGUCUCCCAAGUAUCCUUAGUUUGACACCAGCUCAGCAUUAUCGGCUCAAGGCUAAGUAUGCUGCUGCCACUGGUGGAGCUCCGCCUACCCCUCGUCUCAGAAUUCUGGGCCCCUCUGGGAACAGCUCGGGGCAAAUGGACUACCGUGCCAGCAAUCAGGCUCAGGGCUACCAGACAGGCAUGCCCCCACCAGCAUCAUUUUAUGGCCAGAGGAGGAUGGCCAUGGUGGAUGCCACCAUGACUCAGUCUGGUCAGGACAUGCAAUCAUGCCAUAUGGGCCCAGCUGGCUCUCAGCAGCCUUUCCCGGCACCGUCGAACAACAUUAACAAGAAUAAUAUGCCAGUGCAGUGGAAUGAGGUGAGCUCAGGGACUGUGGACAAAACAACUAAGCUCUCCAAACAACAGCAGCAUCCUGUCAGGGGGAACCUAGCUGUUGUUCAGCAAAGGCACAACUUUGGUUCCUUUCAGGGACAAGGUCAGAGUCUGGGCAGCAACCAGCAGGUAGUGCCUAUGAGUCAGAAUAUGUCUAUGCAGGGGUAUGGAAACCACAGCAGCCAGAGGCUGAUGAACAUCUCCCACCAGCAGCACCAGCAACAGAGGCAAUGCAAUAAUGUGAACUUUAAUGAACAAAUGAGUCCUCAGCAAGGGUUUGGCCAAGAGGCAAUCCCAAAUUCUUUGUCUGGGAGCACUAGUGUGCGACCUAAUCGGAACGGUAUGGUAGAGCCGGAACUGCAAAGUUUCAAAUCAAGGACACAGUCAGAUGGGUAUACUCAUGUGAACCAUGUGGACCAGCAGCAAAAUUACAGUGUUCUCUCCCAGCAACAGCAGCAUAAUGCCCAUAAUGUAGGCAGAGGAAUGUUACAACCCAGGCCCCCCAUCGAGCCAAAGUCUACUGGAAGACAACACACAGGUACUAGCAUGAUGCAACUGAGCCAGAUACCCAAGUCAUCUGCUUUGAGCCCAACUCUUGGUACUGACACCUCAGAGGCAAGCCCAAAAAGGCCGAGUGGUUCAGUAACCCACACCAGCAACUCUGAAAACCUGAACCCUGCUGUUUUCUACACAGGUCAGAUUCAUAUGUUUGAGCCACCUUCUGUCACGUUUAAUGCCCCCAUGUCUCACUGUUCCAACCAGGCCGCUGUCAGUAACACCACUACUGCAGCCAACAUGGCCUCACCAGGAGUCAACCAAGUCUCUAGCAGUACAGUGGAUUCUUCCACUGGUGGCACAGAUCAUGCCCAGAUUGACUUUGACACCAUGCUAGACGAUGGGGACCACUCCAGCCUUAUGUCAGGUACCCUGAGUCCUGGCCUUCUGCAGAGCCUCUCCCAGAAUUCCUCACGUCUCACCACCCCUCGCAACUCUGUCACUCUCGCUUCUGUACCUGCAGGGAUUGGCAACAUGGCCAUUGGGGACAUGAACUCUAUGCUCACUGCCUUGGCCGAAGAAAGCAAGUUCCUCAACAUGAUUAGCUGAGAGCAAUCAAACACCUCAUCAUCCAUCCAGUUGUAAACCAUUUCUGCAUCAGGAAUAUAUGGGCUACAUAAGAAAGCACUGAUUGAAUAAUGCAAAACUGGCUAUUUCAAGAAAAUGUUCUUAUUUGUCUGUAAAAAAAUGCCUCUCUUGUUAUAUGAGCUUAAGAUUUGUAUAUGUUUCAUUAAAAAGUGUAAUUCUCAGUAUAGCUACAGUUAAGGACAAUUUUAUGUCUUUUUGUUUUUGUUUGUUUUGUUUUUGUUUUUGCCAUACAUUUUAACUACAAAUACAUAUCCCAGGGGAUAAACAUGUAUCUACAAACAAUUGCCAUUCAGUAUUUUCUGGUGAAUUCGCCCUUUACAAAAACUGUGCACUGAAAGCAGUCUUCAAGGUACCUUGCUGAAGAUAUCAGAUUUUGGCAUCUGAAUACAACAUGAAAAGAGAGCUACCAGGGAAUGGACAUGAUAUGUAAAUAAAAAAUAAUAUUUUCUCAUGAAGACAUUUUGUGUAUAAAGGUGACACUGUAUGGUACUUGCUUUAAUUUAAGCUGUAGACUUUUGAUGUUUCAACUUGGGCUGUCAAAUGUGAGAUGUACCAAAAUUGAAAACAUUUUUAGGUUUUUAAAUACAUUUGCUUUUCUCUUUUUUAAGUGUGCAAAACAACAGGCUAAAGAGGUGCAUAGACUUUUCAGUAAAUGCUCCCCUGACACACACAGUGUUAUAUUAUUAAAAUAGAUAAGAAUAUUCCAGUUGUGAUCAAGUUUAAAACUCGCACAGUGGGACCAACAUACUGAUGUACUGUAUGGUAUGUCUUUGCAGACAAAAUAUCCUACAAUUAAUUUAUCAGACCCUUUUAUCCAAAGUAACGUACAUCAGAGAGUAAGAACAACACAAGCAAGGAUUUAGAGAGGAGGAGACAACGUCAGGAAGUUCAAACGAUUGGCUUUAAGUCCGAUCAGACAAACAGGUGUUGACAGGAAGUGACCAGAGGCAAAGCACAUCGAAAGCUGUUCUUGAGAGUUCUAAUCAGCAUAGAAACUAUCU